UAAGUGUGUAAUUCUCGUUUUAUACGGCAUAAUCAUGGACAUGCGCGUUUUGAUGAGGUUUACAGAAACUGCUUUAACAAACAAAGAUUUCGUUUAACGAAAGUAACGAAACUGUCACGACUUUAUCGGCUCCAGAAAGUCUGUGAACUGUUUCUCUAUGAGUCAUUUACGUUUCAUGUAUUUCUACUUUCCUGUCCUGACCUUAGUGUACUUUACAUAUGUUCUUGGUUAUUCUUGUCAUUGUGAAACUGAAACCAAAGAGAUUAGAUUAGAGUUGUAUUAUUAAUAUCAGCAUGCAACACAGUAUUCUCACAGUUCUUAAUGUCUAUAAUGAAGAAUCAUUCAAACACCAUGCUUGUAUAUCGGAUAAAUGAUUGCAUACACUAUCACAUUUGAAAUUACUGCAUUUCUGAAUACUUUUAAAAAAUGAAUUAAACUCUACAAAUUCAUUUAUAGUAAAAGUCUGCCCAAAACAAUAAUUCAAACAAUAAGUCAGGGAUGUGAUUUGUCUGCCGAAUUCCGCAGAUCGGGUUGUCCAGUGUCAUUUCCACAAUUCAAGUAAAUUAAAAAAAAUGGGUGAAAGUACGACUGAAUCUGCGGGUGUUUUUCAUAAGCGGCACGUAAAAUCAGCGGCCUGUGAAACCUAUCCGCAUUUCACACUGGUAUUCUGUUAUAGCAUAUUUUCAGAUGAGCGAUAUCAUUGGCUUUCGUUUCCCUUACUUUCAAUUAAAAUUGGUCUUUGUAAAUGUGUUUCAUAUUUCGAUUGCAAAUGGCGCCUUUGUGAAGCAUAAAUGAAGACGAACAAACGAAUCUCACAAAAUCUCGGAGAUUUAGCAAUUAUUGAACAAAAAAUUAAAUGGGAAAGGAAAGAAACAACAGUGGAUAUAAAUCAGAAAGCGAUUGCAUAUUCUGAAUGGGUAUGGAAGAUCGACUGUCUUGAUUGCUGACAUUUGGCAGUGAUUGAUGGACAAGACAGCAUUGUGGAAACUAAAAAUCUGCAGUUGAAUUAAGUUCUUCAAACAGAUCUACUUGAAACCAUUUUGUGAAAUUUGUCUUAUAUAUAUAUUUAUAAAUAUAUAUUUGUAUUGAUUUUAAGUAGAAGUUUGUUGAAAUUUGAACAUGAUUAUUUCACAUGAUUACUGAUUGGUAAAUCUUAAAUAUAAAAAAGUAAUUCUGUGCCAUAAAGAUAUACAUUGGCAACAGUGAAACACCCACUUAUGAAUAUGUUCAGACUGUAAUGUUUAGCAGUGGAAGUGGAAGUGAACAUUCUCUGAUUAUUACCCAUAAUCAGAAAGAAACUUCAAAGUAUCUUAAAAUGAGUCACGGAGCACCAACAAGUGCUGAUGCUUGCCUAAGCAUUGUGCAUAGUUUGAUGUGCCACCGACAGGGUGGGGAGAGUGAAUCGUUUGCAAAGCGGGCAAUCGAGUCACUUGUGAAAAAACUCAAGGAAAAGCGAGAUGAACUGGACAGCUUGAUCACGGCAAUAACCACGAGUGGGGCACAUCCCUCCAAGUGUGUCACCAUCCAGAGGACUCUAGAUGGACGCCUGCAGGUGGCAGGCAGAAAGGGGUUCCCUCAUGUCAUCUAUUCACGUAUCUGGCGCUGGCCUGAUCUGCACAAAAAUGAGCUGAAACAUGUGAAGUACUGCCAGUAUGCUUUUGAUCUUAAACAAGAUAGUGUGUGUAUCAAUCCAUACCACUACGAAAGGGUGGUUUCACCAGGCAUAGAUCUGUCUGGUCUUACUAUUCAGCAUGCAGCGCCACCUUCAAGGCUUGUAAAAGACGAAUAUGGGAAUGAGAUAGGCGGUACCUCCUCAGUGCUAGAAAGUGGAACUUCUGGUGACUUGUCGCAGACUGUACAACACCCCCCUGUGGAUGGCUUUAGUAGAAUCUCCAGCAUAGGUGGUCAGCCUUCCUCUGGGUCAGUUGGCCCAAGUGGCCAAAUAUCUGACCCGCGGUCAUCUGCUGGCAUCUUGACCAACCCAAUGACCUCCAUGUCCAUAGCAGCCAGUGGAAACAGGAUAAGUUCCAGUGGUAUGUCUAUGGCCAUGUCACCCCAAAGUUUUGGUUCCGGCUUACCCAAUUCACAGCCUAUGACACCUUUUUCAAACAGAGUCCCUUCUACCAGCUGGGACGGCGAGGUUGCUUCAUUUACUCAGAAACACGAAAGCCAGCAACACUACUGGUCUUCACAGCAAAUCCAGAGCCCUGAGGCGCCAUUACCUCCCUUGACAAAUCAAUCUGCCCCAGAGUUCUGGUGUACUCUAACCUACUUUGAGCUGGAUCAGCAGGUGGGUGAGACGUUCAAAGUGCCCUACAGUUGCAGCACGGUGACUGCUGACGGGUACACAGACCCCUCCAGUAUCGACCGGUUCUGUCUGGGACAGCUCUCCAAUGUUCACCGGUCACAGCCUAGUGAGCGCGCCAGGCUACACAUCGGUAAAGGUGUCCAAUUGGACUAUAGGGGUGAGGGUGACGUCUGGAUACGGUGUGUCAGUGACCACAGUGUGUUCGUCCAAUCGUAUUAUCUGGACCGGGAGGCUGGGCGGGCACCGGGCGAUGCCGUACACAAGAUUUAUCCCAGCGCUUAUAUCAAGGUGUUUGACAUCCGUCAGUGUCAUCGUCAGAUGCAGCAGCAAGCCGCCACUGCGCAGGCUGCAGCAGCUGCGCAGGCUGCUGCAGUAGCAGGAACAGUACCUGGCCCUGCAUCAGUGGGAGGGAUAGCACCGGCAGUGGGGCUAAGUGCUGCGGCAGGUAUUGGUGUAGAUGAUCUUAGACGACUCUGUAUUCUCCGCCUCAGCUUUGUGAAAGGUUGGGGACCCGACUACCCCAGGCACAGCAUCAAAGAGACACCUUGUUGGAUUGAGGUGCAGUUACAUCGACCGUUACAGCUCCUGGAUGAAGUACUGCAGGCUAUGCCCUUGAACGAAAGUCGCUUCAACCGCGGUUACUUCCUCGGUUAAAAUGAUGUGAAGGCUUUACAAUUUUAAAGGGGCAAAAUGUGCAAACUUUUGUGGUAAAGAUACGGAAUAAGCAGUACCGGUAGUUAAAAAAAGAUGAUGUGGACACUUUCGUGUUUAACACAUGGGCAAUUUUGAAAUAAAGAUAUAAGUGGUUAUAUCUGUGGUUAACAGGGGGCCAGUGAGGUUAUGUACGGUAAAAUGUGGAAUGUGUGUAAAGUUUCACAGUUAAUGCGCAGAAAGUAUGGAAUCUUUCUUGGCUAAAACGUGGAACGUGUGGAAACUUCAGUGGGUAAAUGGGAAAAAUGAGCUUAUUUCCUAUUCUAAAAUAUGGUACAUUGAAAUAGGAAAAAGUUGUCAUUUUCUUGGUUUACACGUAGGAUAUUGUUGUGGGAUUAUGUUGACCGAGUUAACUGUGGUUGACUACAAAAGUGUUAACUGUAGUGUGGACUUAUAAUAAAUGAUUUCUGAAAACUGUAAAAAAGAUGGAGUAGACUUUAAAAAGUUUAUUAGUUUAGGGUUGACUCUCAAAUUUAUUAAUAUAGGGUUGACCCUAAAAACAUGUACAACUUAUGAGUUGGCUCUUAAAAUAUGUAAAAUGUUGAUUUUACUCAAAAAUGAUGUAAGAUUUAGUGUUGACUCUAAAAAUUUGUACAUGUAAGGUUGUCUCUAAAACACUUUAAAAAAGGGUUGACUCUAAAAAUAUUUAAAAUCUAGGAUUGACUCUAAAAACAUUUAUAAUGUAAUAUUCACUCUUAAAAUGUUUAAACUGCCACUGGGAUUCAACUACAAAGGGAAAUUGUUAUGUGAAACGAUUUUGACACUUUGUUUAAAUGUGAACCAUACUGAAUUCCAGUUAAAAUUGCAUUUGUAUUUUUGCUUGAUUAAAUAGAAUUGUUAGUUGAUUUUUUUGGAACUGCCUUUUGAUUAAUUUGAAUAACUCGUGUUUUAAGGUAAUAUGUACACUAAUUUCUAUGAUGAUAAUUUUAUAAAAAUCUAUGUUGUACCAAAAGCUGAAUUUCCGUCAACAUUAAUAGUUUAUUUACAACUACAUUAACCUACUGAGACUAAAUUAAAAACAAACUAUUAACAUUAUGCUUUUUACAAAAUAUGCAUUUUGAAUCUGCAUUUAUGAAAGUUCUUUGGCCUACAUUAAACAUUGCAUGUUGUGUACUCGUACAUGUUGCAUAUUGCAUGUGAUGUACUCGUACAUGUUGCAUAAGUUGUAAAGCUUGAUCAGCAGUGUGUGUGUGGAAAUCCAGUUCAUUUACUUGCACAAGAGACUUGUAAAAUGGGAACAAAAAAAACAAGAAGAUAGUUAACAAUAAUUUUUCUAUAAUUUUUCUAGCCAUGCAUGCCAAUAUUCUGGUGAUCUUUCCUGAUCUGACAAUAAUUUUUCUAUAAUUUUUCUAGCCAUGCAUGCCAAUAUUCUGGUUAUCUUUCCUGAUCUGCAUACUUUCAACUUAAUCAAACCACUGGGGUGAUAAGUUUUCAGCAUUAAUUUCAGAAGUUAGUAUCAUACAGAAAAUUUAGUUACACCUGAGAGUUCAGCAUUUUACAAACCAGCUGUCAUUAUUUCAAAAUUCUGUAGUUGGGUUUUAACCAAUGUAAAUUUUUGGGACUCAAAGUUGUACACAUACAUAUUUACUUCGAGUAAAUAUCAGCCCAUUGGUGCAAAAAGGUACCAAAUGACAUUGGAAUAAAUAGGCAUAUGGUACCUUUUUGCACUAAUGGGGAGAUUAUUAUAUUCAUUAUUUAUUGUUUGUUUUUUUAACACAUGAAUAUAAUGCAAAUAAUAAAUACUCACAUAAAUAUAGAAAAAAUUCAAAUAAAAUAGAUAAAUCUCAAAUUUGUGUGUUACAACUUUUUAAAAUUAAAUAUACAUAUUAUACUUGGGACUUUUCGGUUGCAAACUCUAAUGUUAAUAAUACAGAUUAAUAGCUAAAUAAUUGUUUGUUUGUUAUUGAUUUAUUUCUGUGUCAUUUGUAUAAAACAUGUUUUUAGUAAAAAAAUUAAACGUUUCCGCAUUUUGUACAACAAAUUUCUGUGUGUGUCCACUAUGUUGUAGUUGAUAUAUGCACUAUUUUCAAGUUUAUUGAAUUUUAAGUAAAACAAUAAUGAUAUAAUCAUGAUAAAAGAAUGUGUAAGAGAAUUGUAAAUUUCAUUAUUAUCAUCAUCAUUUUUACUAUCAUCAUCUUUGUAAUUGUCAUCAUUAUCAAAAUCAUUUUGUUAUCAUCAUCAUCAUUUUUAUCACUAUUGACAUUAUCAAUAUUAUCAUCAUAAUCAUUGUCAUUGUUAUUAUGCUUUUCACCUUCAUAAAACAUGUUCAAAGAUAAAUGUUUGUCAGGUUGUUUUUUUUUGCAUUGAUUUUAACAUUAAUGUUUUUUUCACUGUUUUUUUGUGUGAUUAUGAUAAUUAUACAUUAUUAUACAUUUUGAUAUAUACAUUAUGAUUCAUUAUGACAAUGUAAGACAUUUUUUCUUCCAGUGUCAUCAUCAUCAUCAUCAUCAUUAUCAUCAUCACUAGCAGCAUCAUUAUUUUCAUGAUCCUGUUGAGUGAUGACAUGGUCAUGAGUAUCCACCAUCAUCACCAAUGGAAGUAUCUAUAUACAUGUAGUGCACAGUGUUGUGUAUUAUACAAAGGUCAAUGAAUAUUUAGAGAAAAAUUCUUUCUAUAAAAAAAAUUGUAUUGUACUUGUGUGAUGAGUCAGUCUUCCAUAUAUCACUGUCCUUUAACGGUCUAAAUGCCCUGACAUCAUGGAAACAAAGAAUGCUGAUAAGCUCUUCUGGCUUUAAAUUCAUGUUUUAAGCCACAAUCCCCUCUCAGCAUAAGUACAAAGAAGGAUGAUUAACAGUUCUGCCUCUUGACUCAUGGAUAGUUGCCAAAAUGAUUUAUCAGCAUAUAUAAAAUUAUAAGCACAUGUUGCUUCAAUGGAACAAUUUAUUACUAAAGUGCUACGCUUGAACAAUAUGUAAGAUAAAUAAAAAAUAUGGGCAACUGGUUUUUGCUAUUUUAUAGCAAAUUUUGUCUUUGGAGGCUAACAGGACAGAUUUAUGUUAAUACAUUAACACCACAUUUACUCAAUAAUUGUAACAUUUUUUUGAAAAUAGUUUCAUGUUAUUCAAUAAAAAAAACGGAAUGUAUUGUAAGGAUGUUGUGCUAUUUAUAAAACAUUUGCUAUGUUUUUGAAAGCCAAAGUGUGAUUUUUUUCUGCAAGGGUUGCAUCUUUAUAAGACUUUUAUACUGUAAAUUAUUUAACUGAAAUUGUUGUUAUGUAACAGAUUAAAAUUCAUGAGUAAGCAAUUCUUUAAUUGCACUGUAAUUAUCAAAUAAAUUGUAAAUAACAUUGUAAUCAAUAAUUUAACAAUUAUUUUCAGUUGUUAUGUGUGAAAAAGUUUUGUUUUGAAAUGUUUUAUGUAAGAAAAUAAUUUUAUGUUCUGAGAUUCUGGGUGUGAAUUAUUGUUAAAAUAUUCUGUAUCAAACAUUUGAUUGUCAUUUCCUUAAGAAAACUCCUGUCUUGAAACAAAAAUAAUGUUGAUGUUCUAGAAGAAAAUGUGUGUUUUCGUCACAUUAUAACUUGAUCUCAAACUGUUUUACAUGAUAGGUGCUUGUAGGAUUUUGGUUGCUGAGCAACAAAUAGUUUUAUCAAAUGAGGCUGAUUUGUGGUUUUCUUUGUUUAAAGAAACUGUUUACAAAAGUUAUUUUUGUUGAAAUAGAAGGACGAUUUGUUUUAUGGUAACUGUUAAUUGUGUCAAUACAAACAUUUCAUAAUUUGCAAAUUUUUGAAUUUGAAUAAGAGAAAGAUUUGGUUUCCGAAACAAGAAAUGAUUUAUUUUGCAAUUGUUCUCAAUAUGUAAGCUGUUUUAAUCUGGGAUAAGAAACAAUUUUGUAUGAAAAAUAUUUUGUACUUUAUUUCCAUCCAAAUAUGGAUAGAAGUCUUUUUAUUAGCGAGGCUGUUUUCAGAGAAAACUUCAGCUAUUGUCAUAGCCAGCUCGUCGUCUGCCGUCCAACGUAGGCGUCGUGCUAAAACCUUAAUAUUGGCCAUAACUUUUUAAAUAUUGAAGAUAGCACUUUGAUAUUUGGCAUGCAUGUGUAUCUCAUGGAGCUGCACAUUUUGAGUGGUAAAAUUGCAAGGUGAACAUCAUCCUUCAAGGUCUAGGGUCGAAAAAACAAAGUCAAGGGAAGUAAUAAGCUUUAAAUGGACAUAGUUAUCUGACCUGCCCACAUAUAUAUUUUUGUUAAAUAAAUCAAAGCGGCGCAGUAGGCGGCAUUGUGUUUCUGACAAACACAUUGUGGUAAAAGGUCAAGGUCAUCCUUUACGGUCUACGGUAAAAAUUACCAAUUUAAGGGAAGUAAUAAGCUUUAAAAAGGGAAAUAAUUAUUCAAUAUUGAACAUAGCCACUUUAUAUAUUUGGCAUGCAUGUGUAUCUCAUGGAGCUGCACAUUUCGAGUAGUCAAUCACAGUCACGGUAGUGACCUUUAAUUAUCUGCUACUAAAAAAGAGAUUUGUUAGAGAAAAUUAUUUUCAAGGGAAGUAAUUUAUAUAAUUAUAAAAUCUCAUAUUAUAUAUUUCCUUACCAAGAAUUGAAGUUCUUUUCACAGUUACUGUACAGAUUUAUUAUUUUGAUUAUUUAUAACUCAAAUGAUUGAUUUGUCAAAGUUUUUUUUUAAUGAUAUAAUUAUAAUUUCUUUGAUGUUCAUUACAUACCUGUGGACUUAUGUCCAUAGAUACAUGAUGAACUCUGGCUAUGAUCUCUUUUAAACCACAGGCCUUGGUUGUCAGUGAUGUCUGACAUGGUCAUAAAUGACUGUGAGACUCCCCCUCUCCCAGUUGGAUUGGACAAAAUUGAAGGGAAGUAAUAAGCUUUAAAGGGAGAUUAUUUCUAUACCUGCCAAAUGAUAAAUAGCAAUUUUAUUUCAAAGCGGUGCAAUAGGGGGCAUUGUGUUUCUGAAGAACACAUCUCUUGAUAUAAUUAUCAUUUCUUACCUGUUCUAAUUUCAUGAAGGCUAGUUUUCAUUAAAUACCAGUGGACUUAUGUCCAUACAUACAUGAUGAACUCUGGCUAUGAUCUCUUUGAUAAACCACAGGCCUUGGUUGUCAGUGAUGUCUGACUUGGUCAUUUUUGACUUUCUACAGUCCUCCCCCCCCCCACAAAAUCCAAGGGAAGUAACAAAGCUUUAAAGGGAGAUGAUGUCUUUACCUGCCAAAUGAUAAAUAGAAAUUUGUAUUUCAAAGUGGCGCAGUAGGGGGCAUUGUGUUUCUGACAAACACAUCUCUUGUUGGGUCACUAGGUCAAGGUCACUGUGACCUCUAAAAAACAAAAGUUCUGACAAGCUUUCGCAGCCGAGCGUGGCACCCGUUAUGCGGUGCUCUUGUUUGAAUAUUUGCUGUCAAUACUUCUAAUUUUGCAAAAAUAAAGUGCUGUAUAAUUAAAAUAUUGGGGUUAACGAUAUUGAUGGAAAAGGCAGUUGUCUAUGACAUUGUUAUCCUAUUUAUGAAAGUAUUUUAGAAAAUUUUAGUUUUCAAUAACAUUUUCUAUGGCUAAGUAUUCAACACUAAUAUUAUCUAGUAUACGCAAUCACCUUCAGUGUUAAAGCAACACUCUUUUCCCAUCUUAUAUCAUCCCCCAAUAUCAUACGAAACCGGUUAAUCAAUAGGAAUCAUAUUGAAUAUUGUUGGUCGUUUGUGUUUGCAUAGUAUAUAGAUGUGUUGUUUAACUGUUUUAUUUGAUUAGUGUCGUGUUGCUUGUUUUGCAUCACAUUGUUAGUUUUGGAUAAGUUUUUUUUAAGUUUUCAAAUAUUAAAUAUACAUGUAUUAUAUUAUGUAAUUUAAGUCAGUUAUACAAAUGCUUAAUACAGAGUUUAUUGAUGUCCAAAUCCUAUUACCCAGUGAAUCAGAAUAAGCGAUUGAUUAUGUUGAAUUGUGCUAAGCUCAGAAUCUGUAUCACUUAGGCAGGUUGGUAACAUUAAUCUUAAAAAAAAGAAAGUACAUACUCGUAUACAACUUUUACCCUGUUGGCUUUUUUAACUGCUUAUUUUGAUAACUGCCGACUUUUUCUAUCUGUUUAUUUCGAUAACUAUGGAGUUCACAACAGAUUAUUUAAGAUAGAAUAGACUUUUGCUUCUGUGUGUUUGUUCCCAGGUGUGUAUAAAUCGUAAGCUUGCUAAACAGAAUGUUUUAUUUUCCCUGCCUUUGAAUGUAAGUGUAUUGAUAUUUUGUACAUGAUAAAAUAAUGUAUGCUCUUUAAAAUAAAUCCAUGCCACACA
This is a messenger RNA of Dreissena polymorpha, 9226 nucleotides long. Its product is annotated as mothers against decapentaplegic homolog 4-like. The transcript has 15 exons. NCBI's taxonomy places the organism in Eukaryota, Metazoa, Mollusca, Bivalvia, Myida, Dreissenidae. The coding region runs from base 1238 to 2962 and encodes 574 amino acids. Gene Ontology annotation, molecular function: RNA polymerase II cis-regulatory region sequence-specific DNA binding; I-SMAD binding; DNA-binding transcription factor activity, RNA polymerase II-specific. Gene Ontology annotation, biological process: regulation of transcription by RNA polymerase II; transforming growth factor beta receptor signaling pathway; BMP signaling pathway. The record is from RefSeq and is a predicted model, not a curated record. Gene Ontology annotation, cellular component: heteromeric SMAD protein complex.